Molecule: messenger RNA, 235 nt
Organism: Heterotrigona itama
Lineage: Eukaryota; Metazoa; Arthropoda; Insecta; Hymenoptera; Apidae
Source: the annotation of a GenBank genome assembly
AUGGCACAAACAACGAGCAGCGCACUAAGGGCACUUGCCCUCGAAUAUAAAAGCCUUCAAGAGGAGCCCGUCGAGGGAUUCCGAGUAAAACUCGUUAACGAGGACAACAUGUUUAAGUGGGAAGUAGCUAUCUUCGGGCCCCCGGAUACGCUUUACCAAGGAGGAUACUUCAAGGUAAUUAUUAGAAUUAUUAAUUUCUUAGCUUUUGUUCGUUUUGGAAACUCGGCCGAGCUAA